AUGGCAUCCAUCCAAGCGAAAACCAUCCCGGCUCCCGGCCAGCUCCCCAACGUCAGGCACGAUGCGCUCCGCGUCUUCAACGUGCUCAAGGCCGGGGGCGUAGCCAUCCUGCCGUCCGAGGUUGGCUACGCCAUAUUCGCUUCGUCGGCAGACGCCAUCGAACGCGCAUUUGCGGCCAAGCAGCGCAAAGCUGGGCAUUCCGUGGGCAUCAUUGGCACCUACGACCUGCAUCGCGGACUCCACGUGCUGGACGACAAGCGAUUUGAGAUGACCCGCGUCCUGACACAAGACCUGGAUAUGCCGCUGAUCAUCGUUGCGCCAUAUCGCGACGACCAUCCUAUCCUAAAGAACACCACGCCGCAGACUCUCGCAAAAGCGAGCAAGAACGGAACUAUUGCCAUGUAUGUAGGCGGCGGUUCGCUUUUAACGGAGUUGUGCAAAUUGAACGAAGCCGCCGGCCAGCUGGUGGUUGGCUCCAGCGCCAACGUCUCGGGCAAGGGCCAGAAGUUUCGAGUCCAGAAUAUCGAGCAGGAGGUCCUGGAUGUCGCGGAUAUCAUCGUCAAUUAUGGGCUGCAGCGCUAUCAUAUCUAUGGGCAAGCGUCCACCAGUAUGGAUUUUGAGAAUAUGCGUGUUAUCCGGAAAGGGAGUUGCUAUGAGCUGCUCCAGGAACGCAUCAAUAAGUUUUGGGGUAUUGACCUGGAGAAAGACGAGACAAAGUGA
Messenger RNA from Talaromyces atroroseus, 720 nucleotides. RefSeq lists its product as hypothetical. Gene Ontology annotation, biological process: regulation of translational fidelity. Gene Ontology annotation, molecular function: double-stranded RNA binding; nucleotidyltransferase activity; tRNA binding. The record is from RefSeq and is a predicted model, not a curated record. Gene Ontology annotation, cellular component: cytoplasm. The coding region runs from base 1 to 720 and encodes 239 amino acids. The transcript has a single exon. Lineage: Eukaryota; Fungi; Ascomycota; Eurotiomycetes; Eurotiales; Trichocomaceae.